AUGUCAUCGGUACGGAGCAGCUCUCUUUUCGCAACCUCUAUCCUCGCUAUUCUUGUCUCUAUUGUCGCGUUAUACUACCUCGAGAUGGGACUGAACAUAGACUUCUUGCUACAGGGCAAAGGAACCAUUACAGACUGGGUGAAGCCGGGCGACACCUCGGGCGAGUUCAAGAGACAGGUUUCAUCGUUUCGGAAUUGGAUCUCGAGCGAUCCGAAUGCUGAAUUCCCCGCCGAGAAAGGGAGAUACCAUCUAUACGUCAGCUAUGCGUGUCCUUGGGCACACCGAACACUCAUCGUGCGGAAACUGAAGGGUUUGGAAGAGAUCAUCCCCUUUACCAGUGUACAUUGGCACAUGGCCGAGAAAGGCUGGCGCUUCGCAACGCCCGAUGAAAAAGUCCCCGGCGAAAACACCACGCCGGAUCCUCUCCACCCUAACAACACCCACCUUCGUGACCUGUACUUUGCCGCAGAACCGAACUACGAAGGCCGUUUCACGGUGCCCACUCUGUGGGACAAGAAGAAACAGACGAUCGUAUCCAACGAGUCCUCGGAGAUCAUUCGCAUGUUCUACACGGCGUUCGACGACCUGCUACCCGAAAAGUACAAGAACGUCGUGCUGUACCCGGACUCUCUCAAAGACAAGAUCGAGGAAGUGAACAAAUGGACGUACGACGACAUCAACAACGGCGUUUACAAGAGCGGAUUCGCCACCACGCAGGAAGCCUACGAACGCAACGUCGUCCAACUGUUUAAAUCGCUCGACCGCACCGAAUCCAUCCUGGCCGAAUCCUCUUCCCAAGGACCCUACUAUUUCGGUUCUCAGCUAACCGAGGCCGACGUCCGGCUGUAUACCACCAUCGUCCGCUUCGACCCGGUCUACGUGCAGCAUUUCAAGUGCAACAUCAGGGACAUCCGAAGUGGAUACCCGCAUAUUCACCGGUGGCUGAGGCAUUUGUACUGGAACAUCCCGGCGUUCGGGGAGACGACGCAGUUUGAACAUAUCAAGAAGCAUUAUACUAAGAGUCACAAGCAGAUCAAUCAGUUUGGAAUCACUCCCGUGGGACCGGUGCCGGAUAUUUUGAAGGAAGAGGAAGAGGUUGCUGCGGUCAAGAAGUGA
Fonsecaea multimorphosa CBS 102226 is the source of this 1116-nucleotide messenger RNA. RefSeq lists its product as uncharacterized. The record is from RefSeq and is a predicted model, not a curated record. The transcript is spliced from 3 exons. Gene Ontology annotation, cellular component: cytoplasm. Lineage: Eukaryota; Fungi; Ascomycota; Eurotiomycetes; Chaetothyriales; Herpotrichiellaceae. The coding region runs from base 1 to 1116 and encodes 371 amino acids. Gene Ontology annotation, molecular function: glutathione transferase activity.